This is a messenger RNA of Saprolegnia diclina VS20, 2510 nucleotides long. RefSeq lists its product as hypothetical. The record is from RefSeq and is a predicted model, not a curated record. Lineage: Eukaryota; Oomycota; Saprolegniomycetes; Saprolegniales; Saprolegniaceae. The transcript has 6 exons. Bases 443 to 1660 code for a protein of 405 amino acids.
ACUUCAAGUCGCUGGCGUCGUGGCUCCACACUCGCAGCACGGGCUGAGCUCACGGGCUACCAAAGCGAACCGCGUGCGGCCACCACAGUCGAAGAAGGAAGAGUCGUACAGUUUGGAGAAAGCAACGGACCGUCGUCGUUGGCAGCCGGCAGCUGCAGUAUCCAUGCAACCUGCGUCGUGCUGCUCAACUUGAGCUGCACAUGUCCAUGUGACGACGACCUCUGCCAACAGUAGGGACGGUGGAAGCAUGCUGCGUCCGCCCGACAAAGCCACGACGGGGUCGUGGGGUGGGCCCUCUACUGCUGCGCACACCAACUAAGAUUAACACUUCCUGGUGCAUGCUCUGUGGGUGGGCGCCUCAAUAAGUCUGGUCCCACCUUCUACCUCGCACAAGAUAUGUCGGCGGUGAAAUGCAUAUUUGCUACUGGUUUUCACGACGUAGAUGGAGAGCUACCUUCGCGAACGGACGCCGGCCGGCGCCGAUCAUCCCCGACGUCGUCCUCGGACCAACGUCGUUCAUCAGCUCCUUGCCCGCGAGAGGUCCGGCGGGCCGCGGGGGCUGCGACCGCUGGCGCGAAGGGCGUGGGCACUGCGCGACGUCGCGCUUCUCGAGGAGCAGGCGGUGGUCUUGGGCUUUAGCAGCGACGGGCUCUUCUUGCUGUAUUACGCGUACUGGGGCCAGGAGCUACGCCUCUUCUGGCGCGCCUUUGAACCGUCGGACGAAAGCGUCGUGCCCGUGGCCAUCGCCGUGCGCACGAGCGUCGGGCCAUGGGCACCGCUUGCUGCGACUGCCGAGCUACCCAACGCAGCCGGGCUCUCGCUCGACGACCGCGAGCUGCACGUGUGGCAGAGUCUUUGCGAGCAGAUCGUCGUCGCGAUCGCGUGCUCGCCGCAUCCCAACGCGCCGUGGUUCCUGACGCUCACACCGGCGCCGCUGCAGGCGUCGUCGCCGACGCUCCGGGCCGUCUCGAGUCUCCGCCUUCGAUUGGCAACGCCCCAUGCUCCAAAGUACGCGUGGACCUUCCUCGGAGGCGGCUGCAACCAGCUGCUGUUGCACCUCGGGUCGACCCUCGUCGUGGUGGGGCUCGCGCACAACGGCGCCGAAGCGCCCACACCGACGAUGGCCCCGUGGUAUGCGCCCUCCGAGUACGCGCUCGACAUGGUCGUGCUGAUUGAGCCCACGUCGUUUCCAAAAGCGUCUCGUACGCUGGGCGUUCAGGCGGUCUAUCAAUGGACGUUCGACAUUGAGACGUUCUUGCGCACAUGGCUCGACAGCGUCCCCGCCCUCGCACCGCGCCUACUUCUCGACUAUGCGGUUGCUCUCCUUGACAAGACGCCUUUGAUCGCGUUAGGCAGCUGCUACAUGGCCUGCGUGCUUGACGUAGCGCUGCCACGGACGCGGCUCGCACUCUUCAUCUACUGGAACACGGUCAGCGGCGCCCAUGACGUCCUCCGCGUCCUCCAGCGACCACCUGCUGGCGACGUGCGCAGCAGUCUGCCGUCGGUGCGCGACAGCUUCCAGACGCACUUGGCCAGGCACGAGCCCGUAGCGCCCCCAACAGAUUGGUGCUACUGGUCCAACGCGAGCGUCUUACGUCGGGCGUCGCUCCAUACGCUGUCCAACGCGGUCUUUCCCUUUGACAUUCAACUCUGCUCCUAACAUAUCCUUGUACGUGGUGUAUGGGCUGUCAGGUGUCACAAACAAGACAGAAAAGGGUCGUUCUUACGCAGCCACACGUGUCACGAAGAGCGGGCCGAGCACGAGGACCGUCGUCGAGAGAAGCUUGAUGACGACGUGCAGCGCGGGCCCCGCCGUGUCCUUGAACGGAUCACCGACCGUGUCGCCCGUCACCGCAGCCUUGUGGGCCUCCGAGCCCUUCCCGCCAUGGUGGCCAAGCUCGACGUACUUUUUCGCAUUGUCCCACGCGCCACCGACGUUGUCGAGGAAGAGCGCCAUCAUGAUGCCCGUGACCGUGCCAAACAUGAGGUACCCCGCGAGGACUUCGGCGCCAAGCAGCGGCUUGUUUUGCAACGCGCGUACGACGCGGAAGACGAGACCGACGGCGACGGGCAUGAGCACGGCGAGGAGGCCUGGGAGGCGCAUCUGCUUGAGUGCCGCCUUUGUCACGAGCGCGACGCACGUCCGGUAGUCGGGCUUUUGCUUGUACUCCAUGAUGCCGGGGUAGAGCGCAAACUGCCGCCGGACUUCAAGCACGACCUCGCCUGCCGUGUCGCCGACGGCCGCGACCGCGAGACCCGUAAAGAAGAAGACCAUCAUGGUGCCGAGGAGGCCGCCGACAAGGACUUCGACGGUCGCAAUGUCGACAGUCUUGAAGGGUACGCCAGCAAACGCCGAGAACUCGUCCAUAAAGGCACCAAAGAGCACAAAGCACGCAAGGGCCGCCGACCCGAUCGAGUACCUACACCAUAUAUCCUUUGUCAUCGCAUCCCAAGUCCUGUCAGCGUGACAUACCCUUUCGUGAUGGCCUUCGUGACGUUGCCGGCGGCGU